GAGGACCGAGGACCGAGGACCGAGGACCGAGGACCGAGGACCGAGGACCGAGGACCGAGGACCGAGGACCGAGGACCGAGGACCGAGGACCGAGGACCGAGGACCGAGGACCGAGGACCGAGGACCGAGGACCGAGGACCGAGGACCGAGGACCGAGGACCGAGGACCGAGGACCGAGGACCGAGGACCGAGGACCGAGGG
This is a messenger RNA of Volvox carteri f. nagariensis, 201 nucleotides long. RefSeq lists its product as uncharacterized. The annotation marks the transcript as partial. Lineage: Eukaryota; Viridiplantae; Chlorophyta; Chlorophyceae; Chlamydomonadales; Volvocaceae. The transcript has a single exon. The record is from RefSeq and is a predicted model, not a curated record.